CUGCCUAAGCGGCUCAUCGAUCGAGAGAGCGCGGGCCGGCGGUGCCGUGCAGCGGCAGCACAGAGGGCCACCCGCACGGGUCUCGAUCGAUGGCCAAGACGACAAUGCAGUGGAAGCCGGCGAAGCGAGCGGCACCCGGAGACGGCGGCGCCGCGGGAGGGGAUGGAGAAGGGAAGAAGGAGAAGAAGACGACGACGACGACCAGGGCGGAGAGCGACGCCGCGUCGGCGGGGGAGUUGGUGAUCAGCGUCCCCGUGCACUGCGACGGCUGCGCCCGGAAGCUGCGCCGCUCCGUGCAGCGUCUAGAUGGCGUGGAGGAGGUGACCGUGGAUUGCCGGACCAACACGGUGGUCGUUCGCGGGCCGAAGGCGGCGGAGGAUCCGGCUGCGAUUGUGGAGGUCGUGGACAGGAGGACCGGGAAGAAGGCGCUAGUGUUGAGUUCGUCGCCGGCCAAGCCCAAGCCACCGCCGUCACCGGAGAAGAAGGGUACGGAGGCGACCAAGAAGGAUGCUUCUUCAGAUCAGGGCAUGGACAAAGAGAUGGCUGAAGAUGACUUGGAAAUGGUAGUGGUGAUGAGGAUAGACCUGCACUGCGAGGCAUGCUGUGAAGAGAUCAAACGGAGGGUACUCAAGAUAAAAGGAGUGGAGGAGGUCGUGCCGCACAUGAAAUCGUCGCAGGUGACGGUGAGAGGGAAGAUCGAGCCGGCGACGCUAGCAGGGCUCAUCCACAAGUGGACCGGACGGAGAGCCGCCAUCUUCAGGGCGGAACCGCUGCUGCAGCAACCAUCACCGUCUCCACCUCCGUCGCCGCCGAAGGUAGACGAAGGGCAUCCAGAGGCGGCGCCCGAACCGGUGCCGGAGAAGGAGGAGACGAAGGAAGGAGACCAACCACCAUCGUCGGACGAUGCGCAGGAGAAGGAAGGGGCAGCAGCCGAAGAGAAGGAGAAGGAGGAGGAGGAAGGAGAGCCGGUUGACGAGGAGGAGGAAGGUAGAGGCGAACUCCAGAACGAGAACCCCAUCGUCGGCGCCGCAGGCAGCAGCAAUGGCGCCGCGGAGGAGAGCCACACCGCCACCACCACGAACGGUCACCUCUUCAGGGCAGCCGUCCAAGAACCAGUUGCUGCGGUGGCGCCGGAGAGCGAGAAGACGGCGACGGGCAACCAGCUCUACCAGUGCCGCUACUACUACUACCCGGCCUAUACUUACGACGCAUAUCCAUGUCCGCAGUAUCGUGAUCAGUUCCAGCAGCAGAACUACUCGUAUGCUGCUGGUUAUCCUCCUGCCAUGUAUGGGUACUAUCCACGUCAUGUGCCAGAGGCCUUCAGUGACGAGAACCCAAAUGUAUGUAGCGUCAUGUAGCAAUCAAUGCAUGUGUAAACUGCUACUAUGCGUUAAUAUUUGCAAUAAAUCACGU
Molecule: messenger RNA, 1413 nt
Organism: Oryza brachyantha (malo sina)
Lineage: Eukaryota; Viridiplantae; Streptophyta; Magnoliopsida; Poales; Poaceae
Product: heavy metal-associated isoprenylated plant protein 7-like
Exons: 5
Coding region: 90-1358 (422 amino acids)
Molecular function (GO): metal ion binding
Source: RefSeq, a predicted model, not a curated record